UUGUGGGGGCCCGUAAAGCGCGGAAGGUCGCGGUCCCCGGCUUUCCCCGGAACUUUUUGCUCCCUCCGCCCCGCCCCUUUCCCUUCCCCGUUCCCCGCGUUCUGGCGCCGGGACCCCCCAGCCCCCGCAGCUGUGUGGCUGCUGCCCCGCUGCCGCCGGGGUGCUGCUGACCGCGGAGCCCGCGGGGGCCCGUCAGUGUGCAUGUCGGGGGUCUCCGCCGUAGCCGAGUGAGAGCGCACCGCCGAGCUGCCGGCAGACGUGAUGUCUUACCGGUUGCUGUCGGUGGUCCGAAGACAAAGGACCGGCCGAGGAUGGCAGAACUGGUCGUCGGGGAGGAGCGGCGCGUCGGCUGCCGAGGCGCAUUCUGUCGCCCUGCCUGCCCAGGCGCAGGUGGUCAUCUGUGGUGGUGGGAUCAUGGGCACAUCCGUGGCCUAUCACCUCUCCAAGAUGGGGUGGAAGGAUAUUGUCCUUCUGGAGCAGGGCAGGCUGGCUGCUGGCUCUACGCGGUUCUGUGCUGGUAUCCUGAGCACCGCCAGGCACUUGACCAUCGAGCAGAAGAUGGCAGACUAUUCCAACAAACUCUACCACCAGUUAGAGCAAGAGACGGGGAUCCAGACAGGUUACAUAAGGACAGGCUCAGUCUUUCUGGCCCAAACUCAGGACCGGCUGAUCUCCCUGAAGCGCAUCAACUCAAGACUGAAUGUCAUAGGCAUCCCUUCUGAGAUCAUCUCCCCCAAGAAAGUCGCCGAACUUCACCCACUCCUCAACGUGCACGACCUGGUGGGGGCCAUGCAUGUUCCCGAGGAUGCCGUAGUGUCCUCUGCUGAUGUGGCUCUUGCCCUGGCAAGUGCUGCCUCCCAAAAUGGUAAGCAGUGGGCAUACGAGCUGGGUCUGUCCAACGAGGAGCCGGUUAGUAUCCCGUUACAUGCCUGCGAACACUUCUACCUUCUGACUCGCCCCUUGGAGACCCCUCUGCGGAGCAACACACCAACUAUUGUGGAUGCCGAUGGAAGAAUUUAUAUCCGGAACUGGCAGGGUGGCAUCUUGUCUGGGGGCUUUGAGAAGAACCCGAAGCCAAUCUUCACGGAGGGCAAGAACCAGCUGGAGAUUCAGAAUCUGCAGGAAGACUGGGAUCACUUUGAGCCCCUGCUGAGUUCCCUCCUGCGUCGCAUGCCAGACCUGGAGACUCUGGAGAUCCUGAAGUUGGUGAACUGCCCCGAAACC
Callorhinus ursinus (northern fur seal) is the source of this 1224-nucleotide messenger RNA. The record is from RefSeq and is a predicted model, not a curated record. Lineage: Eukaryota; Metazoa; Chordata; Mammalia; Carnivora; Otariidae.